This is a messenger RNA of Maniola jurtina (meadow brown), 8639 nucleotides long. It is a transcript of the gene mask, whose product is annotated as ankyrin repeat and KH domain-containing protein mask. Gene Ontology annotation, biological process: innate immune response. The record is from RefSeq and is a predicted model, not a curated record. Gene Ontology annotation, cellular component: cytoplasm. Bases 305 to 8158 code for a protein of 2617 amino acids. NCBI's taxonomy places the organism in Eukaryota, Metazoa, Arthropoda, Insecta, Lepidoptera, Nymphalidae. The transcript has 48 exons. Gene Ontology annotation, molecular function: protein binding; RNA binding.
AAAAGUUAAAAAUUGUCUAUAAGAGGAAAGUGGAAACUCGCAUUUUUUGGAGCAGAUGGCAGCAGUGCAGAGUGCAGCACGCAGCACCAGCAGCACAAAAAAGUUCAGAAUCGAAUCACCAGAGGGAGAUAAUUGGUUAGCCUACUUGAAGCAUCCGGGAACCUCGCCAUAGUAGUAGACAUGGCGGGUAUCAGCCUGACUAAAUGACGAAAUAAAUUUGUUUGAUAUUAUAAGACCGUGUUAAUUUGAUAGAGAAAGUGUUUAUACUGAAAGACUAAUUAAGUUAAAUUGUAUUAGGACAAAAAUGCAGAAUGUCGGACAGUCUGAAAACCGAAAUAUCGAUAAGGUGAAUGUGCAACUUGAUGUGGUAAAAUCGUCCACUCCUCAGAGUUCGGCUUCGAGUCCGGCCAAAUCUGAAACCGAAACGUAUUCAGGAGCGCCUGCCAAAUACAUGACAGACUCUUCAGAAAGCGAGGAUGACUCUGUAUCCGAGAUCUUGCUGGCUUGUUUGUGCCUUAGCAGGCCAGACCUGUUGGCGGAGAUGGAAGAAGAAGGUUGUGCUGCCGUGCCAUCCGAUUUUCUACUCUCCCACGAUGACCCCGAGCGGACUGUUGAUCCUGACAUGCAGGCCCGACUUGAAACCCUCCUUGAAGUAGCUGGCAUCGGCAAGCUAUCGGGCGAAGGCAAGCACCUCGCGGACCCGGAGGUGUUGCGGCGGCUGACGUCUUCAGUGUCUUGCGCACUGGACGAGGCGGCCGCCGCCCUCACGCGCAUGCGCAGCGACCAGCCGCCCGCGCUCCACCGGCACCACCACCAGGACAAGCCCACGCAGUGCGGGUCAACUGCGACGGGCACGACGCCCACGGUCGCGUCGUCCGUCGGCGCGGACGGAGCGCCUUCUUUAGCGGAGGCCUGUUCGGACGGUGACGUAGGCACGGUUCGGAAACUCCUCACCGAAGGGCGCUCCGUCCACGAGACCACGGAGGAGGGCGAGUCGUUGCUGUCGCUGGCGUGCUCGGCGGGGUACUACGAACUGGCGCAGGUGUUGCUAGCGAUGCAUGCGAGCGUGGAAGACCGUGGUAUCAAGGGCGACUGUACGCCCCUGAUGGAGGCAGCGAGCGCGGGCCACGUGGACAUCGUGCGGCUGCUGGUGGCGCACGGCGCGGACGUCAACGCCGUGUCGGGGUCGGGCAACACGCCGCUCAUGUACGCGUGCGCGGGCGGCCACGAGGAGUGCGUGCGCGCGCUGCUCGAGAAUGGCGCCAACGUCGAGGACCACAACGAGAACGGACACACUCCGCUCAUGGAGGCGGCGUCAGCAGGCCACGUGGGCGUCGCUAAGAUCCUCCUCGAGCACGGCGCGGGCAUCAACACCCACUCCAACGAGUUCAAGGAGUCUGCCCUAACACUCGCAUGCUACAAGGGCCACCUCGACAUGGUGCGGUUCCUCCUCGCCGCGGGCGCCGAUCGCGAGCACAAGACCGACGAAAUGCACACCGCGCUCAUGGAGGCCAGCAUGGACGGACACGUGGAGGUCGCGCGACUGUUGCUCGACUCGGGCGCACAGGUGCAGGUGAACAUGCCCACGGACAGCUUCGAGUCGCCGCUGACGCUGGCGGCAUGCGGCGGCCAUGUUGAGUUAGCCAUGCUUUUACUGGAGCGGGGAGCCAACAUCGAGGAGGUCAAUGACGAGGGGUACACGCCGCUCAUGGAAGCUGCCAGAGAAGGUCAUGAGGAAAUGGUAGCACUACUUUUGGGCCAAGGGGCGUCAAUCAACGCGCAGACUGACGAGACGCAAGAGACAGCCCUGACACUGGCCUGCUGCGGCGGUUUCCUCGAAGUGGCAGACUUCCUCCUCAAAGCUGGCGCUGAUGUAGAACUCGGCGCCUCCACUCCUCUAAUGGAAGCCUCGCAGGAGGGACAUCUAGAGCUGGUCCGUUACUUGAUUGAAUCGGGCGCGGACGUGCACGCGCAGACGCAGACGGGCGACACCGCGCUGACGUAUGCGUGUGAGAACGGACACACGGACGUAGCGGACGUGCUGCUACGUACGGGCGCAGUGUUGGAGCACGAGAGUGAGGGGGGUCGCACGCCACUCAUGAAGGCGUGCCGCGCGGGACAUCUGUGCACCGUGCAGUUCCUCGUUGGCAAGGGUGCCGACGUGAACCGCAUGACGGCGAACGGCGACCACACGCCGCUGUCGCUGGCGUGCGCGGGCGGACACGCGGACGUCGUCAAGUUCCUGCUGGCCUGCGACGCCGACCCCUUCCGCAAGCUCAAGGACAAUUCCAGCACCCUCAUCGAGGCCGCCAAGGGGGGUCACACCGCCGUGGUGCAGCUGCUGCUCGACUACCCGCACUCCGUCAUGUUGCCCAGAGGUAACACUGGCACGGAGGAGAGUGGAGGUCUAAGCUCUGCGCAGGCGGCGGCGCUGGGCCUGAGCCACGCGCCUGCGCCCGGCGCGCCCACGCAGCGCGCGUUGCUGCCCGCACACGCGCCGCACCCUCACGUGCACGCGCACCCUCACCCCCACGUGCACGUGCAUUCGCACGCGCCACCUGCGCACCCACCCGCGCAUCCUCCUGCGCAUCCACCCGCGCAUCCGCCUGCGCAUCCGCCCGCGCAUCCACCAGCACCGCUCGCCGCGCCCGCCGAGAUGCCGCCUAACUUCGCCAAAGUCUAUUUAGAUGGUCGGAAGAAGCAGGGCGGCGGUAACGGUACAGCGCAAGCCGCGCCGCCCGUGAACCCCGCCGCGGUGCCCGCGACUGCGGGUAGUGUGAGCGGUGCAGGCGCCGCGGUGAGUGCGCCCGCGCCCCCGGCAGGCGUGGGCGUUGCGGGCGUGAAACACAAGUGUGGGCGCAAGCAACGCCCCGCCGCACCGCACUCCGACCACCACCUGCCACCCCCGCCCGACAUCCUGGAAGACCAUAUGCGCCACCACAACUUGGUGCAUAAGCAUAAGCUAUCCCUCCCGCCCGGCUUUACCUGGAAGGAUGUUAGCAAGAAAUGUAGAACUAAAAACAAACUAGAAAAAAAGCUUAAUAGAGUCGACAUGCUAGCAAGUCAAGCAAGAAACGAAUCACUGCCAGAGACUGAGAGGACUAUGCUCGAUUUAGCUGAUGCCUCCGGUCCGCCGACGCUCGCCACGUCGGCCCUUCACGCCCUCGACCUACAGUUCUGCGCGCAAGGCGUGACGCUGCACUCGCCCAGCACGCCGCCCUACCCGCCGCCGCAGACGCUGUUCCCGCUACAGCAGCUGCCCACCAACCUCAACCAGCAACAGCUUCAAGAACUCCAGCAGCAGCAACUGCAGCAGCUUGUCGUACAGCAACAGCACCAGCAAGCGGUGCAACAACAGCAGCAGCAGCUGCAGCAGAUACAGCAGCAACAGCAAGCUGUGCAGCAGCAGUUGCUGCAGAAGAAACUGCAGCAGGAGCUGCAACAGCCGCCACAACUACAACAGCAGCAGCUACCACAGCAAUAUGUGCCGGAUAUGCAGCAAAGGCCCGAAGCUUAUGUGCCGCAGACGCCGGCGAGCGGCGGCGCGGAGGAGAGCGGGUCGGUGGAGGCGCGCGAGCUCGGUGCGGUGCUGGCGUACUUGCAGCGGGAAGUGCCUUCGCUCGUGGCUCUUCCGCCCAACGAGUUGCGCUCGCUAGUGCUGCAGGUUAUGCAACAAAAGUCUCACGAAAUUCUGUCGGGCAAGUGCUCGGAGGGCGCGGACGGGGCGGAGGGCGUGGAGGCGGACGACGCGGGGCUGGGCGCGGACGACGCGCUGUGCGGCGACGCCGACGACAACCCGCAGGCGCGCCGCUUGUUCGCCGCCACCGAGGAGGCGCUGUCCGUCGAAUGGCCUCGCGACCACGAGCUGCCUCAGGGUGGUGCGGGAUGCCAGUACCGGGCGCGGCCGCCGUCGCCGUCAGGGCUACUAGACGCGCGGGUGGACGCCACGCUCACGCCCGCGCCGGCGCCUGCGCCCGCGCCGCUCGACCCGCAGCCGCACUUUGCGCUGCCGCCGCCCACCUUAUCUUACGAUGACUACAGAUCGUCAACUUUCGGUCCGGCGGCGGGCGGAGCGACGGCGGGCACGGGAGCGGCGCCGGGCGCGGGCGGUGUGCCUGCCCCCGCGCCCGCUGCGCCGCCCGCGCAGCCGCAUGCCAAGAGGGACCAACACCACCAUGCCAACAACGCUAACCUCAAGAAAAAGGGUCGCUUCGGCGGCGGCGCUCGCGGCGGGCGCGCAGAGGCGUACGGCGCGCAUGCCACGCCGCCGCAGCCCGCGCCCGCCGCCUACUCCGCCAUGGACGUAGACGGCGAGACCGACUCCAACCACGACACGGCGCUCACGCUCGCCUGCACCGGCGGCCACGAGGACCUCGUCGAGCUGCUGCUGUCGCGCGGCGCCGACAUCGAGCACCGCGACAAGAAGGGUUUCACUCCUCUAAUCCUAGCGGCGACGGCGGGCCACGAGAAGAUCGUGGAGAUCCUGCUCAACCACGGCGCGGACAUCGAGGCGCAGUCGGAGCGCACCAAGGACACGCCGCUGUCGCUGGCGUGCAGCGGCGGCCGCUUCGAGGUGGUGGAGCUGAUCCUGAGCCGCGGCGCCAACAAGGAGCACCGCAACGUGUCCGACUACACGCCACUGUCGCUGGCCGCUUCCGGCGGCUACGUCAACAUCAUCCGCCUGCUGCUGCACCACCAGGCGGAAAUCAACUCCCGUACUGGUUCCAAACUAGGCAUAUCCCCCCUGAUGUUGGCGGCCAUGAACGGUCACACGGCGGCCGUGCGCCUGCUGCUGGACUGCGGCUCCGACAUCAACGCGCAGAUAGAGACCAACCGCAACACCGCCCUCACGCUCGCCUGCUUCCAAGGUCGUCACGAAGUAGUGAGCCUGCUCCUCGACCGCAAAGCGAACGUGGAGCACCGAGCGAAGACCGGCCUCACCCCCCUCAUGGAAGCGGCCAGUGGAGGCUACGUGGAAGUGGGCCGCGUGCUGCUGGACAAGGGCGCCGACGUCAACGCGCCGCCCGUGCCUUCCUCGCGAGACACUGCCCUCACCAUAGCCGCCGACAAGGGACACACCAAAUUUGUCGAGCUAUUGCUGCAGAGACGAGCAGCAGUAGAGGUGAAGAACAAGAAAGGCAACUCCCCCCUGUGGCUGGCGGCGAACGGUGGGCAUCUCGCGGUCGUCGAGAUGCUUUACGCCGCCGGCGCAGACAUCGACUCACAAGACAAUAGAAAGGUAUCUUGCCUUAUGGCCGCCUUCCGGAAGGGCCACACCAAAGUGGUCAAGUGGAUGGUCGGCGUCGUACAGCAAUUCCCCUCCGACCAGGAAAUGAAUAGGUACAUAUGCACCAUAUCAGAUAAGGAACUGUCAGACAAGUGCCAGGAGUGCGUGCGCGUUAUCCGCGCAGCCAAGGAGACACAAGCCGCGCGCGCCAACCAGAACGCCACCAUCCUCCUCGAGGAACUAGACGCCGAGCGCUGCCGCGAGGAGAGCCGCCGCCUGGCCGCCGCGCGCCGCCGCGAGCGCAAGAAGAAGAAGAAGAUAGAGAAGAAGGUGAGUGAAGAGGAAAGGCGUAAACUCCAGGCGGAGAAUGAAAAAAACUCAUUGUACUGCGAUAAGGCUCUAGGGGAGUGCUCCGAGGGCGGCGAGGGGGACGAUGAACCCGUCGCCAGGGAGGAGGGUGACUCUGGCAUCGACGCCAACUCGCAGGGAUCCUGUUCGUCGUCGGAUGUGAAGGCACCACCCGCGCUGAGCGCCAAGUGCAAGAAAAAGAAGAAGGAGGAAAAGGCCGCGCCGCCCCCGCCGCCGCCCAAGAAGCAGCCCGACAAAGCCAAACCUAAAAUAGAAACUAAACCAGAAACCACGAGCAAACCUGACAAGAAACAAGAGAAGGAAAACGUAGCACCCAGCUCACCGCCAGCCACGCCCGCCAAGCCGCUCGCGCCCGAGAGACGAGCUAAUGAGAAGAAGGACAAAAAACCCGAGGAGGAUGCCAAGAGCACCCCCAGUGUACCGAAUGUUAGCAAAUACGGCACCAGCUCGCGUAAGAGCCAGGUGUUCGAGUCCAGUAGGCACAAUGUGGACUGCGACUCUGUGGACCCCACUGACAAAAAUAAAAAGAUCCACAGCUCCCAUCAAUGGGAGGGCGACGCGAAGAGCACCUCGCCGAAGAGCGGCAGCGGCGGAGGGGGCUCCAGACGCGAAGAGGGGUGGAAGGAGGUCGUACGCAAGUCCAGCGUGCAGGCCAUCUCCACACUUGAACCGGGUUGCAAGAAAGUGUCCGUAGCAGCACACGCCAUAUCGCGAGUGAUCGGGCGCGCGGGCAGCAACAUCAACGCUAUUCGCUCCGCCACCGGCGCUCAUAUCGAGGUCGACAAGCAGGUCAAAGGCCAAGGCGAGCGCAUCAUCACCAUCAAGGGCGGAUCGGAAGCGACAAAGCAAGCAGCGAACCUAAUCGCAGCGAUGAUACGAGAUCCCGAGGCGGACAUCGCGCAGCUGCUGCCGCGCGCCAAGCUGCCGCCCGCGCAGCCGCCGCCGCAGCACACGCCCAAGCCCAAGCAGCCCACCGCCAAGACGAGCAGCGUGAGCGUGGUGGUGAGCAGCAGCGUGACGCCCAGUCGCGCGACGCCGCCCGCGCGCGCGGCUGCCAAGCCACACCCGCAGACGCGGCCGCCCGCCCCGCGCCUGCACUCGCACCCCAUAAUCCUGCCCGAAAAACGAGUACCAAGCACUGCCACAUCCAGCAGCGGCGCGCUGAAAAGCUCUGCAGCGUCACUGUCAUACACGGGCGCCAUAGUGGGCGGCGCGCGCAGCCACACCUUCGCUGCCAAGCUCACCGCCACCCCACCCGUGGACACCAAGCCCAGACCAGUGCCGCAGGUGGUGCCUAGCGGCAGCAACGCGUCGAGUGGCGGCGGCGCAUCGCCGCUCAAGGCGCGCGAGUCGCCGCCCGCACACGCGCUACAUAAACUCGACGACGAGCCCCGAGUGCCGCGCCCGCACCAAGACGCGCUGCAGCUAAGCCCAGAUAACUCGAGCACAUGGAGUAACGAAGACAUCCCAGUGAAUACCUCUUCAGCCCUCCACAUUAACACUACCCCACAGCAGGUGAACACGAGCGCCUGCUCGGGCGGCAAUAGCGGCGGCGGCGGUGGAGGCGGCGCGCAGGAGUACUCGCUGUUCAACGACCUGACCGUCGGCGCCGCCGCCGUGUGGGGCUCCGCAGACCACAACGUGGACCCGCUCCCGCCGCAGGUGGAUGCCAGCAAGGCGCCGGGCUACCGCGGCGGCGGCGGCUGCUCGCCGUGCUCGCGGACGUCCUCGCACGGCUCCACGCCCCCUCCACCGCCUCCCCCGCCCUACCACCACCCGAUGCCUAUAGGCAAUAAUGUAAACACAAUGGACAUGAGCGGGCUGUCUCGGAAUGGACCUAUGUAUCAAGACAACUCCAGAAAUGGACACAACAUGAUGCAACAAGUGGGUAUGUCUCCGCACGCGGGCGGCGUGUCGGGCGUGGCGAUGGGGCUGGGCUACGUGGGCGCGGAGAGCGUGUCGCGCCUCAACCCGCGCGCGCCCGACUUCGCGCAGCGCCACCCCAUGAUGCAGCAGCAGCAGCCGCCGCAGCACAAACACGCCGCACAGCAGAUGUUCGGAGCCAGCAACAGCGCCGCCAACCUCAGCUCACUCCUCGUGUCCUACCAACAAAGUGCACCUAAGAUGCCGCCACCACAUAUGCCUUAUCAGGGUAUCGAAUUGCAAUCGCUGCUGGAGCGGGGCGUGGGUAUGAAUGUGAACAUGGGCGGUGUGGGCAACGUGGGCGCUGUGGGCGGCUGGGGCGAGGAGGAGGAGCGCAAGCCGCGGCCCAUCGGCACGGAGCGCGCGUGGAAGCUCACCGCGCCCGACGACUGGCACCACGCGCACCACCACCACCGCACCGACCACGACAGAUACCAGCCGCAGCCGACGGCGGGCAUGGGCGAGGGCGCGUACGGCGCGGGCGGCGGCGGAGGCGGCGCGGCGGCGGCGGCGCUGUCCAUGAUCCACGCGAUGCCGCUGCACUACCUGCCGCCCGCCGACCAGCACCACUGGGAGCAGCCGCACGCGCCGCACCACGCCGCUGACAAACAGCAAGCCUGGGGCAAAUGGAGCCACUAGACGCGCGGCGCCGCUAUCCACGAGGAUUAUAUAUAAUUGUAACCCUUGGAAAUGGUGUAGAUACCUACUAGUGAGAAAGAUAUAUUAUACAGAUUAUUAUAUACAUAAUAGAGAAAUGUCCUAUGGAGACCUUCGUGCGAGUAGCGCUUGGGGAAUGUGAUUCCGGAGCCUAUGUUGCGUCGCGCCGUUCGUAUUUUACACACAUAUUAUAAUACCGCAUAAUACGAUAUUGAUUUCGAAGAGUACUGAAAAACCGCUUGUAAAGAUUAAAUAUCAUAUAUUGAUGCACUGUAUCCACUGGUGUUUUUAAUAAUACCACCUGUUUCUUUUUUUUCAAUGAUUCAUUAUUAUUUUUAUUAGGUUUAUUUGGGUAAUGUGUAUAUUUAUAAGUAAAUUAUUACCGAGGACUCGCUGUGUCUCGAAUAUGAUUAAAGCAGCAUGCGCGGUAAGUUCUAGGCAAAUAAACCGUUAAUAAAAUUGU